Macrobrachium nipponense is the source of this 1300-nucleotide messenger RNA. RefSeq lists its product as uncharacterized. Bases 1 to 735 code for a protein of 244 amino acids. NCBI's taxonomy places the organism in Eukaryota, Metazoa, Arthropoda, Malacostraca, Decapoda, Palaemonidae. The transcript has 4 exons. The record is from RefSeq and is a predicted model, not a curated record.
AUGGACCUGAAGAUCAUCCUCAGUGCUGUUGUUGCAGUUGCAACAUGUCUGAUGAAUAUGGGCAUAAACGCCGGGGAAAUAUACCAUAACCCAAGACACCAAUGCAUUCCUCCUCUAGUUCGACUUUGGCAGCCCACAACCUACACAGUUCAAGGAGUCAUUAUAUGCACCACCAUUUGUUACCACACGAGCUGCUUAUUCUUCGAAUUCUCAGAGACGGAUGGAUCUUGCAACAUUUAUGGGAUGGGGAUGGAACCUGGGAAUGCCUAUGUGAAAACUGAAGCCGCAGCGCCUCCCCCAGGAGGACCUCUCGAGGAGAAGGCUAGAAAUAAAACAACUUACCCCGUGUCGUCGCUAGAGCCUUCUUACAAGGCAGUUGACAACAAUUUGGUGAGCUUUUGGGAGUACGCAUGGUUGAAGCCUUGGUGGAUGGUUGACCUCGGGGCUUUUUAUUUCAUCCACCAAGUUAGCACCCUGUCAAGACCGGAGCCUCUCCAGUAUCGGUACGAACAAGUGGAGGUUCGAGCUGGUCCAGAGUUGAGAACGGACGGGAUUCUGAGCCAGUGGGAAUUAGUGGGAUAUUACCCAUCAAGCCUCAGUGGGAAGCCUGCUCUCGUGUUCUUCAACAACACCCAAGGGGUCUGUGGACGCUUCGUCUCCGUGCAGCGAGUCAGCGCUAUGAAUGAUGCUUUUGCUCUUGCUAACGUCGAGGUUUACGUUCGCAAGAAUGUGUAAUAUCAAGAUGUUUAAGCUUGCAAAGAUGGAAAAGUCAGAAUAAUUAAUGAAAACUAUACCCUUUUUUUUUUUCAUGUGUCCACCCGCCUGAGGUGUUUGCGUAUGGUAACACUGCGUCCCGGACUUUAAAUAGUUACGCUAAUUGUAGGUUUUAGGUAAAUAAAAGGAUAUCUGGGUGUACAUUUGCAAUUGAAAAGUGUUUUAAUAAUUUACUGUAUGCGAAUUACACCGUUAAUAUUCGAAAUAGGAUAUUGUUAUUAUUGUUGAAUGUAAGCCGAAUGUAAAUCUAAAGCCCGGGACGCAGUGUUACCAUACGCAAACACCAAAGGCGGGUGGACAGAUGGAAAAAAACCGAGUAUAGACAUACAGAAUAGGGAAACAACCGAGUGGACUAGCUGAUCCAGUCUUGCCCGCUUGUUGAUCCACCCUCCGAAAAAGUACUUUUGCUUACUUCGAAAGGAGAGUAGAGGUUUUGAGGUGUUGUUCCCACCACUGAUGACUCAUGACUGGUGCCCAUCUCCGGUGUCAGGACGUGUUAAAGUACUUUUUCGAAGGGUGGAUCAAC